This is a messenger RNA of Anopheles funestus (African malaria mosquito), 1908 nucleotides long. RefSeq names its product hydroxylysine kinase. Bases 404 to 1639 code for a protein of 411 amino acids. Gene Ontology annotation, molecular function: amino acid kinase activity. The transcript is spliced from 4 exons. The record is from RefSeq and is a predicted model, not a curated record. Lineage: Eukaryota; Metazoa; Arthropoda; Insecta; Diptera; Culicidae.
AGUUGAUUUAUCUUUUUCUUUAUCGCUCGCACACUAACAAGAUAGUCGCCGCGGGGAUCAGCAGCAUACGAAGCAUGUAUAUGGUGUGGCGCAGCGCGCAAUGUGAGCACCAGUGAGCCCUUUCCACUGAUUGUCCACCAAUCAGUUCGUGAUCGCUUCGUUCGCAGAACAGAUCGUGCGCACAUAUUCAUAGUAAGCGUUCAGAAACCUUGCUGAACAGUCGUACGGGGAUAGGCUCAAGCUGGGUUCGUAAUCUCUGCCGAGUGGAAGCGGCUUUACCAUAUCAAUUGUUUGAACUGAAGACAUCAUUUCGACAAAGUAACCAAACUGCUCUGAGAGCAAUCUACAAUCGGGAAAGUGACAGCGUAAUUGAACAAGAAAGUGAAAUUUACUUGCACACUAAAUGGAGAUGAAAACUAUCGUCAAAAAGCGCAGUCUGGUUGAAGAUGCGCAAGGCGACAAUGCGAGUGACAAUGGCGAAACUCCAACUGCAUCUAACUGCAGUGCGGAGGAGACUCAACAUUGCGAGGAACUGAAGGCUGAGGGAACGCUGAAACCAGGCUCUCAGAUACGGCCGAUGGUAAGCGAAGAGGAGGUGCGCAAACUUGCAGAACGCCUUUAUGGAAUCAUAGUGCUGGAAAUGUGUGAGCUCGAUUCAUACGAUGACCGCAAUUUCAUGAUCCAGGCCGAUAGCUAUGUCAAAAAUCCAAUACUGAAAUCAAUCAGCCCGAGCGGUUACGUGAUGAAGAUAGCGAAUUCGCUCGAUUCGAGCGAUGAAUCGUUCUUUCAUGCGCAAAACGAAAUCAUGCUGCAUCUGAACAAGCGUGGCAUCAAAUGCCCUGUACCGGCGCAGAACAUUUACGGCAAGUAUCAUUCGGUGGAGAAACUGGGCGAAUCGAAGCACAUCGUACGGCUGCUGGAAUAUAUACCGGGGAAGGUGUUCCACGGUGUACCGCAUCCGGACAGUUUGUUUUAUCAGGCGGGACAGUUUAUUGCACGGAUCGAUUCCGCUCUGAAGUCCAUCGAUAAGGAAAUGGUUAUGAAACGACAAUCCAUUUGGAUGCUGGACAAUUUUCUGCAGCUAAAAGAUUUCCUCUACGUAAUAAAAGACGAACAUCAUAAAGGUAUCGUGGAACAGGUGCUGGACGCAUUUCAACGGCGUGUUAUACCGAAUUUAAGCGAGUGCGAGCAGGGUGUGAUCUACGGUGAUUUCAACGAGCAUAAUGUAAUUGUUAACAAAAAGCCAUCAAACAGCAAAGAAUAUGAAAUAGUGGGCAUAAUCGAUUUCGGUGACGUGUGCUACUCACGUUACGUGUUCGAGCUGGCCAUUGCAAUGACGUACAUGAUUUUGGAAGCAAACGAUCUUAAUACUGGUGGGUUGGUGAUAGCUGGCUACAGCAUGAUACGAUUGAUUCCCCAGCAUGAAAAAGAAAUACUUAGGGUUUGCAUCGCCGCCCGUCUAUGCCAAAGUCUUGUGCUAGGACUGUACACGGCUACAGUCGACGCAAGUAAUCAAUAUAUUCUUUCCUCACAAACGCGUGGAUGGAACGUGCUGGAAGCACUGUGGAGCGAAACGGACAAAGAUAUUGUGGAGCGAUGGAAUUCAAUUGCAGAGGAAUAUUUAACAUGUAGCUCAUGAGAUGAAACCGAUAGGUGAUUUGAGUCAAUUUGGCACCAUAGCAGAGGUACUGCAUGUGUAUUACAGCUGUAGUUAUAAACUUGAACGUUGUAGUUUGAAAUAAUAUAUCUGAAAGAUCAAUUAACAGCAAUAGUAAAGAAGCAAUAAUUUUAGAAAAAAGUGGCAUUUCACUAAACUUUUAGUGCUUUUGGUAGAGCGAAUGGGCUUGAAACAACAAUAAACAGAACAAUAAAAUUGCUUUUUGGGCGCUAUUGUGCUCUUUUGGACAA